Molecule: messenger RNA, 2168 nt
Organism: Portunus trituberculatus (swimming crab)
Lineage: Eukaryota; Metazoa; Arthropoda; Malacostraca; Decapoda; Portunidae
Product: gonadotropin-releasing hormone II receptor-like
Exons: 7
Coding region: 38-1594 (518 amino acids)
Biological process (GO): G protein-coupled receptor signaling pathway
Cellular component (GO): membrane
Molecular function (GO): peptide binding; vasopressin receptor activity
Source: RefSeq, a predicted model, not a curated record
AGAAGAAAGAGAGAGAAAAAGAAAAACAAGAAUCAGAAUGGAGGAAAAGGAAAUACGAACAAGAAGAGAAACAACAGGAGGAGGAGGAGGAGGAGGAGGAGGAGGAAAAAAAGGAUGGCUGGGAAGUCCUGCCUUGAACAUUACAGACUGCAUAGUGAACGCGUGGCUACCAGAAUGCAACAGUGAGGAUAAACUCAUCUACAACACCACCACUAACGCAACACUGCCUGGAAAACAAAAUGAACUACCACCUAGUCUCGGUUUCGAUAAUAACGCCUUGACGGACAUCAUCGUCUAUUCUAUCCUCUUCGUCAUCGCCGCUGCUGGAAACCUCACCGUCUUUAUCACACUCUGCCGCAACAGACACAGAAAAUCCCGCGUUAAUUUGAUGAUCAUGCAUUUGGCGGCCGCAGAUUUAAUGGUGACCUUUAUAAAUAUCCCCUUAGAGGUAGGAUGGCGGGCUACAACGCAAUGGUUAGCGGGGAAUUUAGCGUGCAAGAUUUUUUUUUUUCUGCGAGCGUUUGGGUUGUAUCUCUCUUCCCUCGUCCUCGUGUGUAUCAGCCUCGACCGCUACUUCGCCAUCGUUCAUCCACUCAAGGUGAACGAUGCACAAAGGCGAGGAAAAAUAAUGGUGUGUUUUGCGUGGAGUGUUGCUGCCGUGUGUUCCUUGCCCCAGAGUGUCAUCUUCCACGUGGACACACACCCUAACUACGAUUUCAAGCAGUGUGUCACCUUCGGGUUCUUCAGCACCCAAGUGGAGGAGACAAUGUACAACCUCUUCUGUCUCGCUGCCAUGUACUUCCUGCCUCUCCUCAUCAUCAUCAUCGUCUAUCUGAGAAUAUUGUGGGAAAUCUCGCAGAACUCUAAGAAUUCAGCUGAACCCAAGCGAAGAGAGAGCAAGAGCAGCAUUAUAAGACUCACCAGGGAGAGGCGCCGGGGCAGUAGCAGCAGCAGCAGCAGGAGGAGGAGGGAAGACACAGCGCGGUCAAGGGGCGGCGAGAUGAGGCUGAGGAGGAGUGACACCAGUAACAUAGAGAGGGCGAGGUCGAGAACACUUAGAAUGACUGUUAUUAUUGUCCUUGCCUUUGUGUGGUGUUGGACUCCCUAUGUGGUAAUGGUCAUGUGGUACAUGUUUGACCGAGCCAGCGCUGUGAUGCUGGACCGAAGGCUGCAAGACAUCUUCUUCAUCAUGGCUGUCAGCAACAGUUGUGUGAAUCCCAUCGUCUACGGGACUUAUACCACUAACUUAAGGGCGGAGCUGGACAGAUGCUUAGGGAGGAGGCGUGGGCGUGGGCGUGGUGGUGGUGGUGUUGGUGGGCGUGGUGCUGGAGGUGUUAGUAGUGUGAGAAAUACUACUAGACGAUCUCCUGGACCGUCCUUCGCGGCAAGAUCGACCACCACCAAGACUUCCUACGCGCAGAUAUCGAAUCCAAACACAAGCACAAGAGGAUCAGGAUGCGUAAUGCUGGAAAUAGAAGGAGAUUCGCCCCCUAAAGUGUCUCCCAAUGGAUCUGGCGGUCAAAAAGAAGCAAAAGAGCGAUUAUACUACGGGGAAAUGCAAGAUUCUAGCCCUAAUGUGCAGCUGACCCCCUAGCGUCUCUGAGGUCAAAGGUCAAGGAAAGGUCACUCGUGCAGAAUGGGUCAUCAAAUGCUGGGAUGAUGUUGACUGCCUGUUAGAGGGUUGGAAGGUGUUUGGUGUAGUUUGGGUGGUGUUGUGGGGUGUUUGGUGGUGUUAUGGAGGUUUUAGGUGUUCUCUCUCUCUCUCUCUCUCUGUAGUAAUUAAGUCAUUAAAUACUCAAUUAUGUGCUUUUGUUUUAUAAGGUGUGUGUGUGUGUGUGUGUGUGUGUGUGUGUGUGUGUGAUUUUUUAGAUAUCAUCAUAGUUUCACCUUUGCUAAUUUUAUUUAUUGUUAUUAAGUCACCUGUCAGUCCCUGGAGGCCCCUAAGAGAGAGGCAGUGGGGGGGGCGGGGUCCAGGGUCAGAGAGAGAGCCGGCCAAUGAGGUGAAGGGUUACAAAGUGAAGGAAAGUGCACGUUUUAAAAUCUGGGAAAUACACGUUUACAAUUUCUCUCAAAAAAAUGUUAAAAGAAUAUUAUGGAAAUACUUUUAAAAAAUACAUCAGUUUUUAAAAGCGAUGCGUGUGACAUUGAGACGGAGGGAAAAAGUGUGU